Peronospora farinosa is the source of this 801-nucleotide messenger RNA. The record is from the annotation of a GenBank genome assembly. Lineage: Eukaryota; Oomycota; Peronosporomycetes; Peronosporales; Peronosporaceae.
AUGCAAAGCAUUUCUCCACGCAACCCGCACGAAUUCGUGAUCCAAAUGACACCACACCAGCCUGAGGUGCUUCUGGCAGGUGGACACGAACUUGCGUCUUGGGAAAAGCGUGUCGAGGUCGGGCGCGUUGUGUCCUACCUGGUAGGUUCCUUCCUCUUCAUGAUAGGUUCCAUCUUCUUUUACCCGAAGUACACAGUAUUGUGGAAUGGCAAUGGCGGUACAUUUGCCAGUUGGUGCUUCGUGCUCGGCUGCAUCCUGUUCUUCGUGGGCGCCAACCUCGACUUCAUCCAGACUAUCCGACACAACCACGGUACGCAGUUGCGUCAGGUCCUCCGUGCGUACAAUGCGUUAUGCAACUACAUGGCCUCGGUCAUCUUCAACCUCGGUGCGCUCUACUUCUUGCCCACCUGGUACGUCAAGUCACCGGAACUCGGCUGCUGGUCGUUUUUCGUCGGUUGCAUUCUCUACUGCAUCGCCUCUAUCGUAGAGAUUCUUUUCAUCUGCACGACGCACGAGGAUCGAUGGGUGACUGGCUUCAAGAUCAGAAAUAUCGUUUGCUGGACCUCUGUCAUGGCGGUUGCUACAUUCAUCGGUUCCUUUCUCUUCAUUCUUGGCAGCUGGUACUACCUACCUCGGUAUAUCAACCGCAUCGACGACGGUACGGACUAUAAGAACAUGGCUACCACGUUCUAUGUUGUUGGAAACAUCUUUUUCAUUAUUAGCGCUUGUGCAAUGAUCCCGAACGUGUAUCGUGCCGUCAAAGUGACCACACGGACACGUGAGAUGGACAGCAAGAUAUAA